AAUAAAACCUACGUUUUAAAGGCACAACCAAGAAACCAAUCCAGGGGAGAAAUGAUUCUGUGUAUCCCACCUAGACAGACACUCUCCUUCUCUGGCACAAAUGCUUCCUUUUUCAGCACACCUGGGUGGUUAUAAACCAGACCAUGCAGUGUACCCAAUAGGGAGCCUUGCUUGAGUUGACUUGGUUUUCAUUUCUGAAGCCACCCUUUGCUUUGUGAGUUGUGACAGAGUGAAACACAGUUUUGAAGAGUGAAAGAGUGCAACUUUCAUUGUUUUGAAGGAGAUGGGUGACUCUUCGUGUCUAAUGAGGUCGUUUUCUGGGCCUUCUGAGCGUUCCGGUGAAGUCAAAGAGGGGGGCCUCCUUCGGUGUCUAGGAGAAUCAGUCUCAUUCGGUAGGUAUGCUUCAGAACCUCUUGAUUGGGAAAAAUGGUCGACAUUUUCUCACAAUCGGUAUCUGGAAGAAGUGGAGAAGUUUUCCAAACCGGGCUCGGUUGCACAGAAGAAAGCCUACUUUGAAGCUCACUACAAAAAGAAGGCUGCUGAGAAAGCAGCAGCUUUGGCUGAGGUCGCAAAUACUUAUGAUAGCAAAGAACCCGAGUCAGUUUCUAUGCACAAGAGUUGUCAAAGCUCCUCUGUCAACAUGGAGUUGGCAAAUGGAGAGAGCCAGAUGGUUGAGGAAAAUAUAGUUCCAAGUACUGAGGUGGUAUACUCAGCUGUUGUGAAUGACCACAAUCCAGAUGUUGAAGGGACUCAAUUGGAAAAUGCAAAGGUGGAUGGAGCAGAGGUGGUCAUUCAAGAAAGUGUUACUGUGGAGGAUGCUAUUCAGGUUGAGGUGGAGAAUUCUAUUCAGGAUGAAAUGGAUACUUCGAUUCAGGUUCAGAUGGAGAGUUCUACUCAAGUUGAAAUCUCAAACCAGUUUGAAAAUGACCAAAAAGAGAUUGUUAACGGUGCCACCCAAGAAGAGAAGAUGCCUAAUAAGGAAGCUGCGAGUGAGGAAAAUCUAGCUUCAACAAGCAAGAAAAGAUCGGUGAACUCUUCUGCCUCAAGGUUAUCUACUCAAUGUAGAGUGUCCAAGAUCCAAUCUUUUCCUGUCAAACAACUUGCUGGUGUUCCAACUGGAAAGAAGAACAAUGCCACCCCAAAGAGUAAGAAUUCUGAGGCUGACUUAGUUGACAAGAGGAGAUCAACAAAAAAAUCACUCCACAUGUCAAUCAAUUUCAGCUCUCAUGCUGGUGAAACCAGUAAAAUAACUUCGCCGGUCCUGGAGAAGAUAAAAAACUUAAGAGUUGAUGCUACUGCACUUAAUGUGCCUGUUAAAAACUCAGCUUCCCUACAAACUGCAACUAGGGCAUCUGUUAAUGGGGUAUUGAAGCAAUCUUCAGUAAACCCAUGGUCCAAAGAUAGAAGGGCAAAAACAGUACUUAAUAAGUCAGUAACUGGGAGUGUAGCUGCAGAUGGGGUAUGCAAGUCACCCUCAAAAGAUCAAUCUCUUGCUGCAAAUGGAAGCAAACCACGAGGUCCUAUCAAGUCCUGUCCUUUUAGCCUUAGGAGUGAAGAAAGAGCAGCAAAACGGAAAGAGUUCUUUCAGAGGCUGGAAGAGAAGAAAAAUGGAGAGACAGAAAGUAAGCAGCUUCCAAUGAGAUCUAAUAAGGAAAAAGCAGUGAAUGAUGUUAAAAAAUUGCGUCAGAGUACAGGCUUAAAAGCCAAAGAUCUGUCUUCUGGAUCACAAUUGCUAAAUAAUAAAGUGAAGAAGGUUCCACCGACCCGGAGUCAGUCACAGAAACUCGAGAGGCAGUCUACUACCAGCAAGGUCUUGGACCCAAGCACUCGUCCUUCAGUCAAUUCUCACAGCUCUAAGCAUGUCACACAGAAAUAUAACCCAAGGACCAGUCAGUCAGUCACUUCCCUUCCAAAGAAGAAUGCUCAUGAGAAUUCUUCUCCCAAUAUUCAGAGUUGAGGAUGUCUAGUGACGGAAUAUAUACGUAUAUGAAUGGAGAUUAAUUCACCCACAGCCGGUUAACACACCCUUAACUACUUUCAGUAACUAUGCAACUAGAAUUUCUUCAUUGGCAGAUCUGUUGAGUUCUGCCAACUAGAGAUUACAUUCCCUAUGGCUUAUCUCUUGUUUCUA
Molecule: messenger RNA, 2131 nt
Organism: Rosa rugosa (rugosa rose)
Lineage: Eukaryota; Viridiplantae; Streptophyta; Magnoliopsida; Rosales; Rosaceae
Product: protein WVD2-like 7
Exons: 9
Coding region: 284-1957 (557 amino acids)
Source: RefSeq, a predicted model, not a curated record